Molecule: messenger RNA, 9086 nt
Organism: Corythoichthys intestinalis (scribbled pipefish)
Lineage: Eukaryota; Metazoa; Chordata; Actinopteri; Syngnathiformes; Syngnathidae
Product: adhesion G protein-coupled receptor B1-like
Exons: 31
Coding region: 640-5244 (1534 amino acids)
Biological process (GO): adenylate cyclase-activating G protein-coupled receptor signaling pathway; negative regulation of angiogenesis; cell surface receptor signaling pathway
Cellular component (GO): plasma membrane; postsynaptic density; dendrite
Molecular function (GO): G protein-coupled receptor activity
Source: RefSeq, a predicted model, not a curated record
CAGAACAAGGAAUGCGGUUGAUGCUGCAAGCAGGCAGACAAAAACCAGAGCUGAAAGCCUAUCGGCUCCGGUGAUGCGCGCAAGUACUCCGAUUUACUCCUUUGUAAAACCCACACAUUUAAGCUGAAAGGUAGUGAAAACAGUUUACAGGUGAGAUUUGGACAGAGUUCAUAUGUAAGGAAACUCACAGGAAGUACCACUAGCGAGUUAUCUCUCAUUAUAAGCAUAACAAAAAUGAAGAAGAUGGAUAUUUAAUUGAGGAACAGAACAAGAAAAGAUGGGCAUACACUUGUACUUUAUCUGACCAUUUUACGCACUGAGAGAAUAAUUGAAACCAACGGAUAUUUCCAACCCUGCUGGAUUUUGAUUGUAUUAACAGCAACAAAUCAAACAUCAGUGAAUUUUAUCGAAGGACUUAUUGCCACACUUUUUUGCCCGUGCUUUUGGGAUUUGGUGUCCAGUGACAGACAGUAUGUACCAGAAGGAGAGGUGACUUGCAGAAGGUUUCUGAGAAACUGGUUGAAGUCAGCUUGCAGUUUCUGGAUUUUGGAGAGCAAAUUCUUUUCUCACUUUUUUUUUUUUGUAAUAUUCUUGUCAAUACUUCUACAUAUCCUAUAAAGCCAGAGUCCAGUCUGCAGUAUGUUGAAGAUUGUUUUUCAUCUUUCUCCUACACCACUUCGAGUGGCGAUUCUGUAUUUUGUGGUUGUCUUGAUGGGGGAGUGGUGCCACUCAUCCCCUUUAGGAUCAGACUCAAACUCCUGUUCGACAUUGGUACAAAACCGUUUUUUUGGCUUAUUCCUGUCAUCAUCAGUAUUUCCCACUGUGCCUUGCUCUUGGACCCUGCAAAAUCCUGAACCACGGCACUACACCAUCUUCAUCAAAAUAACAAAACCUACCAAGGACUGCAUACCGUUACAGCUUCGAAUCUUCCAAUAUGACUCUUUCCUGGAGAACACCCAGUCCUACCGAGGGAUUGAUAGCCUUGAUGAUAUUGUGAGGUUUUGCGACACCUCUGCCUCACUUUCAUUCCUUGAGGCUGACAAGCAGUUUGUUCACAUAAGAAAGGGUCCUCAUCAGAGCGGUGCCACCACGACAAGUGACAGUGGUGAUUUCAAAGUAGAAUACCUGGUUGUUGGAAAACGUAACCCCAGCAUGGCAGCCUGUCAAAUGUUGUGCCAGUGGCUGGAGGACUGCCUGGCCUCCAGCACAUCGAGCAGGCCAUGCGGCAUUAUGCAGAUGCCAUGUUCAUGUCGGCAUUCACCACCAAAGUAUGCUGAGGGCAACAGCUGUUACUACAAUGGAGUUCACCUGGAUAACUGUUUACUCAAUGUAAGAGAAAUUGGAAAACACGCUCAAUUAAAUGGUAAAGCUCUGCAUAUUUCUCGCAGUCAAUCACUUCGUUCAGUGGAUAGCCACAAGCUUGAUGAUGUAGACAAGCCUCACAGUGGACAGCAAAACCCUCAGACAGUUGAAUCAACCUCAGGUGAAGAGUGGUCAGCAUGGAGUGUAUGUUCUGCAACAUGUGGGGAGGGCUGGCAGAGUCGUACCCGUUUCUGUGUCUCCUCCUCAUACAGUACCCAAUGUAGUGGGCCACUGCAAGAGCAGAGAACUUGCAACCCUGCUGUUUGUCCGGCUUCUCUAUUUGCAGUGGCUGGUGCUUGGGAUGAAUGGUCACCAUGGAGUUUAUGUUCGUCAACAUGUGGCAGAGGUUACAGAUCCCGAACACGAACCUGCACCCCUCCACAAUUUGGAGGAGAUCCCUGUGAGGGUCCAGAGAAACAAACUAAAUUCUGUAACAUAGCUGUCUGUCCAGUGGAUGGUGUAUGGAAUGAAUGGUCAAGUUGGAGUACCUGCUCGUCUUCUUGCUCUAAUGGGACCAUGCAACGAACAAGAGAGUGUAACGGCCCCUCAUAUGGAGGUUCUGAAUGCAGAGGAGAGUGGAUUGAGACUGUUGGCUGCUUCCUUGCAGAAUGCCCUGUGGAUGGGAAGUGGCAACCAUGGUCCUUGUGGUCAGGGUGUUCGAAGACAUGUGGUGGGGGUAGCCAACAGAGAAACAGACUUUGUUAUGGGCCAUUUUUUGGUGGGGAUUCUUGCCCUGGAGAGCGAGAAGAGGUCCGACUCUGUCAUGAAAAGAGAUGCCCGGAACCCCAUGAAAUAUGCAUCGAGGACAAUUAUUCCAAUGUUGUUUGGAAGAUGACUCCUGCUGGAGAUACAGCAGCAGUACGUUGUCCUCCAAAUGCAAUGGGUUUGAUUUUGCGUCGCUGUAUCCUAGACGAGGAGGGUAUUGCAUACUGGGAGAAUCCAACAUAUAUGAGGUGCAUUUCCAAUGAUUAUCGCAGCAUACAAACUUUGACUCGAGAUCAUUUAUCUAAAGCGCAACGAGGCCUUAUGGGUGAUGGCGUCUCUGAGGUGAUGACUAAACUGAGAGUAACUUCUAGUGAUGGCACCAGCUACAGUGGGGAUUUACAGGCCAUUUUGGAUGUGCUGAAGAACAUGACUGAAAUCUUCAGGAGGGCAUACUACAGUCCAAGCAGUGCAGACAUGAGGAACUUUGUCCAGUCAGUUAGCAAUCUGUUAAUGGAUGAAAACCGAGUACGAUGGAAAGAAGCACAACUGCUGGGCCCUAACAUCACAGUGCUAUUUCACCUGAUUGAGGAAUUUGUGGAUGUCAUUGGUCAUAGAAUGAAAGACUUUCAGGACAUGUAUGAAGUGACUGAUAAUAUAGUUUUAAGCAUUCACAAGCGUCCAUUGCUGAGUAAUGCAGAUAUCACCUUCCCAAUGAAGGGCUGGAGGGGCAUGGUUGAUUGGGCCCGCCACUCAGAGGACAGAGUCAUCAUUCCAAAACGAAUCCUACUAACAGGCAAGCCAGAUUCAGGUGACUCCUCGACAUUUGUAACAGGUAUCAUUCUGUACAGAAACUUGGGAAGUGUUCUGAAAUUACAGAGAAACAGCACAGUACUCAACUCCAGGAUUGUGUCUGUCAUCAUUAAACCAUCUCCUGCAUUCCUCUCUGCACCAGUUACAGUUGAAUUCUCUCAUAUGUACAACGGCACCACGAAUCAAACAUGUAUAUCUUGGGAUGACAAUGAGAGCUCCUCUUUGCUGGGAUCCUGGUCUGCUAGAGGCUGCAAGUCCGUGCUCGUCGAUUCACUCAGAACCAAAUGCGUGUGUGAAAGACUGACCACCUUCGCCAUUUUAGCGCGACUUCAUCCUGAAAUGAAUAUGGACAAGAUUCAGCUCCCAUCCGUGACACUGAUUGUGGGUUGUGGAGUUUCCUCCCUCACAUUGUUGCUUCUCAUCAUCAUCUAUGUGUCUGUCUGGAGAUACAUUCAGUCUGAGCGAUCCGUCAUUCUCAUCAACUUCUGCCUCUCAAUCAUUUCCUCCAAUGCCCUUAUUCUCAUUGGACAGACCCAAACAAGAAAUAAGGUGUUAUGCACCACGAUAGCUGCAUUUCUUCACUUCUUUUUCCUGUCCUCAUUUUGUUGGGUCCUGACGGAAGCAUGGCAAUCAUACAUGGCAGUGACAGGUCGUCUAAGAAAUCGCAUUAUACGCAAGCGUUUCCUAUGCCUCGGCUGGGGUCUUCCUGCUCUUGUUGUUGCAAUCUCUGCGGGUUUUACCAAGGCAAAAGGCUAUGGAACAUCAAGCUACUGCUGGUUGUCUCUGGAAGGAGGUCUUCUCUAUGCAUUUGUGGGACCAGCUGCCGCUGUUGUCUUGGUUAACAUGGUUAUUGGGAUUCUCGUUUUUAACAAACUGGUGUCCAAAGACGGCAUUACUGAUAUGAAACUAAAGGAGAGGGCGGGUCAGAUGACAGUGCCGCUUUACAAUAUGACCCUCAAAUGCGCCAAGUGUGGAGUUAUCUCGUCGGCUGACGUAUCUACCACAGCUACCAGUAACGCCAUGGCAUCACUUUGGAGCUCCUGUGUGGUAUUGCCCCUUCUGGCUCUCACAUGGAUGUCAGCUGUGCUUGCCAUCACUGAUCGGCGCUCUGCACUGUUCCAGAUUCUUUUUGCGGUCUUUGAUUCCAUGGAAGGCUUUGUUAUUAUCAUGGUGCACUGCAUCCUGCGAAGAGAGGUUCAGGAGGCUGUAAAGUGCCGUGUGGUAGAUCGCCAAGAAGAUGGUAAUGGGGAUUCUGGUGGAUCUUUUCAGAAUGGUCAUGCUCAGCUUGUGACUGACUUUGAGAAGGAUGUUGAUAUGGCUUGCAGAUCAGGUACUAUGAAGCACUCCCCCGUCCAGGGAGAACAAAAGGCUUCUCCUGGGACUCUAACUAGCCAAAGGGGUUCUAACUUCAAUACAAUGCCAGCCAGUAUGGCCAAAGUCCACCUCCCGAACAAGGCGGAUUAUACCAGCCACACACUGACUUUACGGAGAGAGAAAUGCACUACUAAAGGAAUCAGUACUGAGUUGCCAGGUGCUAAAUCAAUUUACAUCUGUAACAGUGAGGUCUUUAAACAGCUCGAUGAUGAGCCACCACAAAGCAAUGCAGAAGGAGGCAGUUGUGAGGGCACUGUCAAAGCCCCAGGGCUAGUAGUUUUACCAACCAACAACAUGGGCACCUCAAGGCCAGCCAAAGACAAAGAAGAGCAACCAACCAAGUACAACAUAAAUGUUGAGCAGAUGCCUCAGACGAGGCUUGUCCACCUAGCUAAUUCUGUCAGUGGAGAGCCGUUGCUUGGAUUUGGACUGAAGAGCCUGCCUGUGGAUCAAGUCAGUGUGUCAUGCCCAGAAAGAGACUCACCUGUGCACAACCUAAAAAGCCUGUCAAGAGACUCUCAGGCAGAAAGACAAGAAUCUGGAAACUCUGCUGCUAUAACCAAGAGUGAAACCGUUGCGACACUAUCCAUCAACUCCCUGGAGAGGCGAAAAUCACGCUAUGCUGAGCUUGACUUUGAGAAGAUAAUGCACACCCGGAAACGCCACCACGACAUGUUUCAGGACCUGAACAGGAAGACUGACUGUGCAGACAUGGAUGUAGAGUCUCCACCUGUCGAUGCCAAAGCUACAAAAAGAUGGAGUGUAUCCUCUGCCAGCAGCGACAAGACCAACAUAAGUGAUAAGCAGCAGACCCCAAGUAAGAGGGCAUGGGAGGGCAAACAAAAGACCCACUCUCCACCAACCUGGGGGAAAAAAGAAAUGGCGACAUCAGUGACAUCACCUUUGGAAAUGCAGACAGUCGAGUGGGAGAAGACAAGUGCAACUAUUCCUUUGGUAGGCCAGGAUAUCAUGGACCUGCAGACGGAGGUGUGAUGAAUAAAACAUUUCCUCAGCCUAUGUUUCUCUUCACUCUUGGAAAAAUAAGCAACAUGUCACUUACUGGGGACUGUAAUUGCGAGGAAAAAGGACUAACUAACACAAGAGAAAAUGUAUCAUGAUAUCUUUGUAUGUUGUUUCAAUUAAUGUUGAACUUAUAAAUGAAGUGUCUCCCUGACUAUGGACAAAACUGGUUUACAUGGGAGACCUUUGGCCAAGUUGGAGAUUCAGUAACUCCACUCUGUAUCAUACACAAAGGUUAUGACCUGUUGUCUAGUAUUCUAUGUAUGUAGUGGCUGUGAUGUAAUUAGUGGUGUCUUCUUUCUUUACAUUCAGUGUUACUGUAUAAUUGUUGCACACUCCCUUUCUCUGAAUCAACACUGCUGUUUUACAAGAAAUGUUUUACUUGACAUCAGUGAUAGUGAAAUGAAAAAUCAACAAAAAUUCAAGCCCUUCCCCAGCGCUAAUCACUCAUAUCGUUUUCAGUGCCUAUCGUGCCUUUCUCUCGCACAACUGGCACUAAAGAUACAAGUGAAGGCGGAAUAUGGUUAAAAACGAAAAGAAUGUCUGUCUCCUAGAUUGUACACCUUGUGAUCCGAGCUGCUUCAACCUCAAUGCAACCUCUGACGAUUGGGCAUAGAUUAUGCAGGUAGUCCUUGAGUUACGAAUGCCUUCCGUUCCUACGCUGGCGACGUAAUCCGAAUUUCCGCCCAAAUCGGAACCAACCCUUAAAUACACUCUAAAUCUCAAAUAAACUAUCCAAAAACAUGUUUUAUACGUCAUUGUACUGUCCUCACCAAGACGUUGGAGAAAAGUCCUUGCUAGACAGCGAGCUAAACUUUAGAACUACCAGGGGUGGAUCAGUUGAUACAAAUCACUUCUCUAUCCAGAGAACGAUCAUCUGGCUCUAAUAAUCAUAUAUUUUGUGAGCAUUGAGGUCCUCAUUAGUCAUUCCCAUUCACACUCGCAAAAGCACAGGGUUGGAUUGCUCCAAUUAGCAUCUUGAGCGUUUGCAGGGCCGGGCUGCCUGUUUGCGGAGGACUGUCUGACAUUACAGCGUUGAGAUAGAACAGCUGUCUCAAUCUCUCUGAAGAUGUAGUUGCACUGUUUUUUGUAUGUAUGGAGCUAUAAUUUUCAUAUUGCUAAUGAUGAAUGGCUGAUGAUGAACAACACGUCCUUUUUUACACAAAAAAGUUUUUUUUUUUCUAAUAAAAAAACGUAUGUGAAAAACAGCAAAAGAAACUAUAUACAAGGGACGGUGUCAUAAAAAAAAAAAAAAAAAAAUAUGUGGUGACACUUCGCCCUUUUACCGGGGCUAGGUGUUGGAGCUUGUUGCCGAAGCAAUAUUUUCUUCUUCUUUGCACCCACAUGAGAGUGAGCCAAUUCCUUUGCAAGACCCACCAAGAAGUCCACCCAUCUCUCUUGCUCUCCGGUGUAUGCCUGUUAUAACACGUAUGCAGUCAGUGCUGCCAAGUAAAUCAUAUUGUAGAACACGGCGACUGGCCAUCUCCUUGUUUGACAAAGCCAAGAUUUGCAAAUAUUCAAGAUGCUAAUUGCAGCUAUCCGGAGUGAAACCCCACCCUUCACACCUAGGCAGCGACUCCACAGGAGUGUGUAGGGGGGUUGUCUGCUUGAUUGCUUGUUUGAGUGGUCCAUUGUUUGACAAACCCAAGUAGUCAGUUUGGUAUCGAGGUCAUUUGACGGCUUUCUGGUCUUUCUUUAUAGCCAAAAAAACCCUGGGACUUCCAGUGUUAAAAUGAUGAUGUCACACGUCAGUGUGGUUUGCCGACUUUAUUCAGCUGCUCAUAACAUCAACACUUGCAAAAUUAAACUAAAACAAAAAUGACGUUAAAUCAGUUUUAUCGUCAAUAACAGCAAUUCAAAGUUGCGUUUAUAACUAGCGGCUGAUACAGCAACAACAAUCCACACAAACAUUUAGCAUGUAAGUAAGCGCGUAAGUUAGCGUCAGCACAUCAUCAAAACAAUCACACAAACUCGCCCCAAGUAUUUGUGCACAAUUGAAAACGCACAAUUAACGGUAGAAAAGGUGUUAUACUGUAUACCGGUGUUGCCUCUGUAGAUGUUUCACACACAACAAAUGUGCGUGCAGGCUUGCAGCUAUAAUCUUUCCCCGUUCUCUCCCACUCGGCUGCGUGACUUCUUUGUGGGCGCAAAGGCGCCCUUCUUCGUGUGCGCAAAUGCGCUUUUACUCGUGUGCUGAAGUACUACCUGCUCUACGUUUCCUGCCCCGAAAUAAAAGCAUGCAUCACAAAACAAAGGUCAACAUUAUAAAAAAAAACCAAAAAAUAAAACACAGAGGAUGAAAUGGUGGACGAGACUUUAGCGUAGUAAAUUAAAAAUAACGUAAAUCGGGUACGUCGUAACCCGGGGACUACCUAUACUUACAAUGCUGUAAUCAAGUGUUUUGGGGAAAAUGGAUAUUCAAAAGGACCCAUCCUUGUGUGAAAAAUGAUUGACACAAACCUAAGUGGUUGGGCUCCCCAGAGCGACAAUGAGUGAAUUCAAGUGUUUUCUUGAACUGGCAAUGAGAAUCUGACACCAAUGUCGAGCUAUUUACAGGGAGUUCUCGAGCUAAAAGCGAGUUCCGUUCCUAUGCUGGCGACGUAACCCGAAUUUCCUCGUAAAUCGGACUUCACUGUUAAAGUCUAAACUUGUGUCAAAAUACUUUGUAUAAAAAAGUAGAAUACAUUAAAUUAAAAAAGAUGCUGUACUUACUAUCAUUGCUGAUAGGUGGAUGGAGUGUUAGGGUUUUCAAUCGUCUAUUUGAAAGCACGGAGCACGGCAACAAAAUGAAAACAAAACCAACUCAUCCCUCUCUCGAUCUAGUCAGACACCCGGUGUGUUUAGGGACAGCCCAGAAAAUGCAACACAUCAACACUGCAACCUGAAGCAUAAAUGCAACCCCAUUCCUUACAUUACUAUCCUACGGAGCCCCCCGGGUGGGAGGGCAGAAAAAAAUAUUUUUCAUAGCUAAUCUGUACCCACAGUUUGGUAAUUUGUACCCACCUUUUACUACACUGUACCCACAGUUUUGUAAUGACCCAGAAACGGUAGUCGCGCAUGUGCGAGUAGAUUAAAAAAAAAUAAAAAAUACUCACACUGGCUCUAAUUUUAGUUGCAGUCUGGAGCCCUGCUGUGGGUACAGAUUAAUAAACCGUGGGUACAGUUUGGUGUGGGUAUAGAUAACAAAACUGUAGGUACAGAUUUGCAAUGAAAGUAUUUUUUCUACCCUGGCACUCAGGGGGCUCCGUACUAUCCUUAUUUUUACAUUACGCGAACUGAAAGUUAUUUGAUUUCGCGGACUUUGACUGUUACCGACGUAAGGUUUAUGCGAACACAAAAUUGCAUUUGGUCAUGAGCAAGGCAUUUUCACGCGACGUUUUAACUUCAGUCUUAACGCAGCAAUCUUUUUUCCUUCUUUUUAUUAUGUUAACCUUUGUUUCCGACCUAAAAUACCCAGCUUUCUUCUUUGAAGCCAAAAUGUGAAAAAAGUAGGGUAAAAAAGGCAAAGAUACUCCCAGCACACAAACACAGACAAGAAGGUGAAGAAGACUAAAUGGCAGACGAGGCUUGUCAUAAAGUCAAAACGUCGUAAGUCGAUGAUAUCAUAACCCGAGGACUCACUGUAUUGGCCCAUUCUAGGGCACAAUUGUUUUCAUUUAGCAUGAUUGGAAGCUGUUCCGCCACAAAUGACCACCUCAAGUCUGGAAAAGGCCAUACAUCAAUCUUCAUUUUGUUUUGGAUCAUCAAAAUAAUGUAAACAUGGUCAAAGAUAACCUACAUAACAAUAAAAUGCUGUUUUUAAAUGUAUUAUUAAA